Molecule: messenger RNA, 593 nt
Organism: Lineus longissimus
Lineage: Eukaryota; Metazoa; Nemertea; Pilidiophora; Heteronemertea; Lineidae
Exons: 4
Coding region: 23-514 (163 amino acids)
Source: RefSeq, a predicted model, not a curated record
CAGACAAGAAUCUAAUUCCAAGAUGGCGUCGCUCCCCCUUGUCGUAUUUCUCGUCUCCGUUGCGAUGGUAACAUGUGCCGACCCGCGGUUGGACCUAUUCAAAUACGGUAAUUGGUGCGGUGCCUAUACUACAGGGUUGAGCACCGAUUCCAACGGUGCCGUUGCCGGAAAUAAGUGUUGUACGUGUGACGACACAUUGGAUGACUGCAGGAAUUGCCUCCCUCCCAUUGAUGAAAUGGACGAAGCCUGUCUGCAACACGACUACUGUCUCGCCUGUGGGACCAAACACAUCUUUGGCGCUCACGACUGCGGCUGUGAAGAGGACAUCAGCAAGAUGACCCAGGGGGUGGACUGUACCACAGCCCCUGACGCCAAGGCCUGCGCCUCAUUCAAGGCAGGAACCCUGAUUCUCUUCGAGAACUUCCCCUGCAUGUGCACCGAUCCGGAUACCUGCAAGAGGCCAAGCAUUGCCGGUGUUGGAAAGUGCAUCGUUCCAAAUUACAAAUUUUGUUAGAAAAGCAUCAUUUGGUGUAAAUUCAUGUUAUAUCAUACGUACGAAUUGGAUAGAUUUUGACGAGUGAAUAAAUGCUGUA